Molecule: messenger RNA, 348 nt
Organism: Strongylus vulgaris
Lineage: Eukaryota; Metazoa; Nematoda; Chromadorea; Rhabditida; Strongylidae
Source: the annotation of a GenBank genome assembly
AUGAUGAUAAAUGUUUCUCCAAUCUUUUACCUUCAAAAAUUCCAGGUACGUUAUCUAUGCCCAGAAGAAGACGCCCCACGACUAGCUUUGGCUCUCAUGCUAAGUAAUAUGUAUGUUCGUUCAUUCAUCUCCUCUAAACUGGGUAUCGAGCAACUGCCGCUGUCGGUUGCGUUCUUCUCCCAAGUGGAUUGCGAUAGAGUGCUGCGCAAAGAGGUUCAUUUACCUUGCUUUAACGUGGACGGUACAAAAGUACCUGACGGUGUUUCUUGGACAAUCGAUGAUGUGGUGCAAAUUACUGGAGGAAAACUGGAGCGCACAUCUGUAGAAAGGCAGAAAGCCGUCCUGUGA